CCGCCUCUAACAACACAGUGACGCCACGCCAGUAUAGGUAGGUAGUGGGUACGGUGAGAUCCGUUGUCGCUCCUGCGUGUAAACUUCAUGUUAUGAGAUUACAAGAUGCCAAAGAUAUUUGUUUUAUUGUACUUUUUGAAUGGAUUGUUAUUCUGCCAUGGUGACAAGUCUACAAACCAUGCUUCUUCCAAGCUAAUUCUGGUAUCGUUUGAUGGAUUCAGGGCAGAUUAUUUAACAAAAUACCAAUUGCCCAAUUUGAAUGGUUUGAUUAAGGAAGGUAUAUUGGUAGAGCAUGUUAAAAACAUUUUUAUCACCAAAACGUUUCCCAACCAUUACACUUUAGUAACUGGUCUUUAUGCUGAAAACCAUGGAAUUGUGGCCAAUUCUAUGUAUGAUCCAGAUUUAAAACAAAUGUUUAACUUAGUUAAUGGUUCAAAUCCUGUCUGGUGGAACGAGGCCACGCCUAUUUGGGUGACCAAUCAACAACAGGGUCACAAAAGUGGAUCCGCUAUGUGGCCUGGAAGUGAAGUGCAGAUAAAGAACAUCACAACUUCAGAAUACUUGAAGUACAACCGCAAUGUAAGCUUUGCUGAAAGGGUAGAUAAUAUCACAACAUGGUUAACAAGAUCUAAAGAUCCAAUCAACUUUGCAACACUUUAUUGGGAGGAACCAGACGCCAGUGGACACCAAUAUGGACCAGAUGAUGUUGAGCACAUGUCUAAAGUUCUUAAUUAUGUGGAUACAAAUAUUGGCUACUUGAUCACAAAACUGAAAAAUUUAAAUCUCUGGGAUUCAGUCAAUGUGAUAAUUACCAGUGACCACGGAAUGGCCCAGUGCUCCAAAGACAGAGUUAUUAAACUUGAUGAUUGCAUUGAUAGGGCAAGCUACACUCUUGUAGAUGACAAUCCAGUGGCUGCCAUAUUACCGAUUGCUGAUAAAAUGCAGGUUUAUAAUCGGUUGAAAAACUGCAGUGCUCAUAUGAAGGCUUACCUAAAAGAGGAUAUCCCUGACAAAUAUCACUACAAACAUAACAAUCGGAUUCAGCCCAUUCUUCUGGUAGCAGAUGAGGGGUGGUCAAUCGUGAGAAAUGGAUCACUCCCUAAAAUGGGAAAUCACGGCUAUGACAAUGAUCUUCCCAGCAUGCAUCCUUUUCUCGCAGCACACGGACCAGCUUUUCGGAAGGAUUAUAAAAUAAGCACUAUAAACAGUGUGGACAUUUACCCCAUGAUGUGCCACAUUCUUGGAUUAAAGGAAGAGUCCAACAACGGCACAUUCUCUAACACCAAGUGCCUCCUGGCUGAUCAGUGGUGUAUUCAUGUCCCUGAAGCUGUUGGUAUAGUCAUUGGUGUUAUAAUGGUUCUGACAACUUUGACUUGUGUCAUAAUUCUCCUGAAAAAGAAGAUGCCAUCUCCACGUCCGUUUUCACGGCUUGAGUUUCAGGACGAUGAUGACCCUUUAAUUGGAUAACAUAGAAAUACACCAAUUUUUGUAGAAUACAACCAAAUGCACUUUAAACCAAAAUCCUAUUUGUUUUCCAUAGAACUUAUUUACAAUGAGGCACUAUAGAAUGCACAGAACACGGCUUAUGUCUACUAAUAAUAUUUUGUUUAGUUGUGUAAAAUGUUGGUUUAGCCUUAAGUGGGACAGUCAACACCUUAGUCAUGUUAAAGUCUUACCUUAGAUUAAGCUGCAACUAGCCUCCUGCACCCCUUUCUAUAUCAUGUAGCAGGGACAGUAAAAAAAGUUCUUUUAAAAUGAAUAUUGUUUCUGGCCACUUUGAAAUGACUGCCAAGCUCAGGCCACUGAUGACAUCAGGAUCUAGGCUGCAUAUGGCGUCAAAUCAGAGAAGACUCACUAAUUGGAUUCAACAGACUGUCAAUGCUACCCAGCAGAGUGCCUAGAUGCAGCCCAGAUUGUGAUGUCAUCAGUGGGCAGAGCUUGGCAACCAUUUCAAAGUAACUUUUUACCGUUCCUGCUGCAUGAUGUAGAAAGGGCUAUUUGCAGCUUAAUCUAAGAUAAGAUGACUAAGGUGUAGACUGUCCCUUUAAGCAUAAACUGUUUUCUGCGCUUUACGUCAAACCGUUAAAAGUGCGUUUCCAGCCUUACAGAGCAGGUACUAGUAAACGUGCAUUUGGAGGUUUUAAAAUCGCAUAAAUGUGUAAGAAGGCGCCAUUUGCGGCAUUCUGCUGUUUUGGAGCCGGAUUUGUUCUUGUGAAUUUCACAAGAAGAAAUCUAGCUCUGAUUAAAGCCGAAUACCGCGAGUGGCCACCUUCUUCCACAUUUUUGUGCAGCAGAAACUUCUGAAUGCACAUCUAGGUACUAGUAUGGCACUUCUAAUUUAUGAAGUAAUAAAACCAUUAAAAUUGGAAGAAAAAAAGUUAUUCUGCAUUAUAAUGCUAUAUUUCAUAAAGGGAUAUUAUAGUCAAAAAAUAAGAUCAUAAUUCAUAUCAAGAAGGUAAUUUUUUCCAAAAGUAACUUUUUUGUAUUCAUGUUGAGUAUUUCUUGACUAUGAAGGUCCUUUUGCUUUAAUGUGCCUUUUCUACUGAUUUUUAUUUUUAAAUGUGCACUGAAAAAAAUGCUGUUCGAAUUAAUUUAAUAUUUGUACAAAUGUAUAAGAAAAUAUCUUUAAACGUGAAGAUAUAUAUUUUUGAGAUUUGUAGUUAAAGUGCAGUAUUGAUAUUCAGAUAUUUAAGGAUAUCAUAAAAAAAAAAAUAGUAAAAUUGUUUAAUUAUAUAGCUAGGAUUUUUUUUCUGGUAGCAUAGAUUAUUUUUAAAUUAGUACUUGGCAAAUGUUUUUCUUUGUGUUUAUUAAUGUUCUUAAUUAUAUUGUCAAUGGUUCAAUAAUAUUAAUUUACUUUUAAUGCUACUGAAUCUUUUUUUUUUUUUUUUUUAAAUGGUUACAAUGAAUGUCAAAUUUAAUAAUACAACAUUUUAUUUAACAACCUUAAUUGUUUGUUAAGAUUUCUUUUUGUUUUUGGUGGUGUGUGUGUGUGGGUUUGUUUUUUUGUUUUAAAUUGUGUUGGUUGUUGUUGUUGCUUCAGUAUAUGGACAACUCAAAAAUAAGCUAUGAAAAAAACGGGGUAGUAUUAUUUUACCCUAUCCACAGAGGGAUUUCCAAAUAAAAUAUAAAUAUAGGACUUUUUUCCAAAACACUUUGGUUUUAAAACAGAAAAAAUAGAUAACCAUUAAAGCAAUCCAGCAGCAGAGAUCAUAGAACAGUCUUAUUAGUUGAUUUAUACUGCACUUGUCACAUUAAUUAAAGUAAACUACACCUCAAAGAUACAGUAAAGGUUAAAAUUUAACUUUUAAAUUGACUGGAUAAAGUAUGACAUUUUAAGCAACUUUACUAUUUCCUUUUCUUUUUACUUAGUUCUCUUGGUAUCUUUUGUUAAAAGGAUACUAACCCUAAAUGUUUUCUUUCAUGAUUCAGAGCAUGCAACUUUCUGAUUUACUCCAAAUAUCAAGUUUUCUUCGUUCUCUUGCUACAUUUAUUUAAAAAGCAGGAAUGUAAAGCUUAGAAGCCGGCCCAUUUUAGGUUCAGACCCUGGGUAGCACUUGCUUAUUGGUGGCUACAUAUAGUCACCAAUAAGCAAACGUAACCCAGGUUCUGAACCAAAAAUGGGUCGGCUCCUAAGCUUUAAAAGUUUAUAUUUUAAUAAUAAACCUUGAUUUUACAUUUAGUAUGUAUAAAUAUGUGCAAGCUAUAUUAAAAUAAAGUAUUUAAAUACA
Molecule: messenger RNA, 3728 nt
Organism: Bombina bombina (fire-bellied toad)
Lineage: Eukaryota; Metazoa; Chordata; Amphibia; Anura; Bombinatoridae
Gene: ENPP4
Product: ectonucleotide pyrophosphatase/phosphodiesterase 4
Exons: 4
Coding region: 106-1467 (453 amino acids)
Source: RefSeq, a predicted model, not a curated record